Messenger RNA from Carassius gibelio (silver crucian carp), 8473 nucleotides. Its product is annotated as sodium/calcium exchanger 2-like. The transcript has 13 exons. Gene Ontology annotation, molecular function: calcium:sodium antiporter activity. Lineage: Eukaryota; Metazoa; Chordata; Actinopteri; Cypriniformes; Cyprinidae. Gene Ontology annotation, cellular component: sarcolemma; axon; postsynapse. Gene Ontology annotation, biological process: calcium ion import across plasma membrane; cell communication; sodium ion transmembrane transport. The record is from RefSeq and is a predicted model, not a curated record. The coding region runs from base 316 to 3231 and encodes 971 amino acids.
CUGUCUGCGCGUUCGCGUACCUCCCUCCCCACCCAGGAGUGAGCGCACGCGAGUAUUUCCACAGCACGAGAGAGAGUGAAAUACACCAGAGUCAGCCCGCAGAGAGACACACAUGAGCACAAGCGGAGCAGUGUUUCAAUGAAUGAUCCAGCAGCAGCAGCAGCAGAAACAUGCGCUUCUCAGCCACGCCUGCCCUGAACAACACCGUGAACUAGGAUACAAGGUCACCUGGUGGGCUGGUUCCUCUCCGUCUUGCAUCGCCUCCUUUAGUUCUUCUCCUCCUCUGAACUCUGAAGCCUUUUGAGGAGCGAGGUCAUGGCACCGUUUUCCUCUCCCAUCCUCCUCCUGUCUCUCAUCCUCUUCCUUUCUCUGCCUCCAUCCUGUUCUCCUGAAUCCCAGUGGGAAGAACCGUCUCUCCAGCCCUCCGUCGCUCCAGAAGCUCCAUCAGAACUUUACAGUAACGUGACCGAUGACAGCGAUGGGGUCACAACGAAAAAAAAGUGCAAUCAACUGGUGGAAUGCAAUCCUGGAAUCCUGCUGCCCGUGUGGAAGCCCAUCAAUCCCAGCCUGGGAGAGCAGAUUGUCCGGGCCAUCGUGUAUUUUGUCUCUCUCAUGUACAUGUUUCUGGGGGUGUCCAUCAUCGCUGAUAGGUUCAUGGCAUCUAUAGAGGUCAUCACCUCACAGGAGAAAGAGGUGACCAUCACAAUGCCAAAUGGAGAAACGUCAGUGGCCACCGUGAGAAUCUGGAACGAAACCGUGUCCAAUUUGACUCUGAUGGCUCUGGGAUCGUCCGCCCCUGAGAUCCUCCUGUCGGUCAUUGAGGUGUGUGGUCAUGGGUUUGAAUCUGGUGAGCUGGGUCCGGGCACCAUCGUGGGCAGCGCUGCUUUUAACAUGUUUGUGAUUAUUGGAAUCUGUGUGUGGGUGAUUCCUGAUGGUGAAGUGAGGAAGAUCAAACAUCUGAGAGUCUUCUUCAUCACCGCCUUCUGGAGUAUCUUUGCUUACAUCUGGCUCUACCUGAUUCUGGCCAUCAUCUCACCUGGAGUCGUGGAGGUAUGGGAGGCUCUGGUCACUCUCUGCUAUUUCCCUGUUUGUGUGAUUCUGGCCUGGAUCGCUGACCGGCGCCUCCUUUUCUACAAAUACAUGUCCAAGCGCUACCGUGCCGACAAAAGGACAGGGGUUGUUGUGGAGACCGAGGGGGACAUGACCCCCAAAGGUAUGGAGAUGAUGCUGGACGGCAAGUUUCCACUGAGGGGCGGAGCCAUAGGGAUCGGCACACAGGAACAUUGCCAGGAUGGAACCGGCAACAUAGCAGGCACCAUGCCAACUCUACCCAACUCCAACAGCACAACUGUUUACAUGGAUGGUGCCAAGGACCUGGACGAGAGCCGUAAAGAAGUGAUCCGGAUCCUGAAGGACCUGAAGCAGAAAUACCCAGAUAAGGAGUUUGAUCAGCUGGUGGAAUUGGCCAACUACUACGCCCUCCUCCAUCAGCAGAAAAGUCGCGCCUUUUACCGUGUCCAGGCCACGCGCAUGAUGAUCGGGGCCGGUAAUGUGUUGAAGAAACAUGCAGCAGAUCACGCUCGCCGUGCUGUUGUGGCAGGCUGCGAUGAGGCUUCAGAUGAGGAUGACCUGGCCGUCUGCAGCCACAUCUCUUUCGAGAGCACACACACUCAGUGCAUGGAGAACUGCGGCACCAUCAAGAUACCCGUGGUGUGUCGAGGAGGCCUGGGGGAGAGCACUUUCUACGUUGACUACUGUACGGAAGAUGGCACAGCCAAUGCCGGCUCAGAUUAUGAGUACUGCGAAGGGACUCUGGUGUUCAAACCAGGAGAAACCAGGAAAGAAAUUAAGGUGGGCAUCAUCGAUGAUGACAUCUUUGAGGAAGACGAACACUUCUUUGUGCGUUUGCUGAACCUGCGUGUCGGUGAUGCGGAGGGUAUGUUUGAGAGUGAUGACGCGGCUCAGGCUCCCAAGGCCCGGCUGGUGGAACCGCUGAUGGCCACGGUCACCAUCCUGGACGACGACCACGCAGGGAUCUUCACUUUCACAGACCGCCUGGUGCGAGUGAGCGAGAGUGUGGGAACCAUGGAGGUAACGGUGGUCCGGAACUCUGGCGCACGCGGAACCGUGAUCAUUCCAUACCACACAGAGAACGGCACGGCCCAAGGGGGAGGGGUAGACUACGAAGACGCGCACGGAGAGCUGGAAUUCACCAACGACCAGACAACUCAGACCCUUCAGGUGAGGAUCACUGAUGAUGAAGAGUACGAGAAACAUGAGAAUUUCUUCAUCGUUCUUGAGGAACCGCGCUGGCUGAAGAGAGGAAUCUCAGCCCUGCUGCUGAACCAAGAGGAUCCGGAGGGGCAGUUGAGUGCGGAGGAGGAGGAGGCCAGGAAGAUAGCAGAGAUGGGAAAACCUGUUUUGGGGGAGCACAGCCGCCUGGAGGUGGUGAUCGAGGAGUCAUAUGAGUUUAAGAGCACCGUUGAUAAACUGAUCAAGAAGACGAACCUGGCGCUGGUGAUCGGCACGCACUCGUGGCGAGAACAGUUCGUGGAGGCCGUGACCGUCAGCGCAGGUGAUGGAGAUGAAGAUGAAGAGGAGGGUCGAGAGGAGCGUCUCCCGUCCUGCUACGAUUACAUCAUGCACUUCCUGACGGUGUUCUGGAAGGUUCUGUUCGCGUUUGUUCCGCCCACGGAGUACUGGAACGGCUGGGCAUGCUUCGUGGUGUCCAUCAUUGUAAUCGGCCUCCUCACGGCCAUCAUCGGAGACCUGGCUUCACACUUCGGCUGCACCGUGGGCCUCCGGGACACCGUCACCGCAGUGGUGUUCGUGGCCCUGGGCACUUCUAUCCCAGACACGUUCGCCAGUAAAGUCGCCGCCACACAGGAUCAGUACGCAGACGCCUCCGUGGGAAACGUCACGGGCAGCAACGCCGUCAACGUGUUUCUGGGCAUCGGUGUGGCCUGGUCCGUGGCAGCGGUGUACUGGGCCGUCCAGGGAAAGAGCUUUAACGUGGAUCCCGGCUCGCUGGCCUUCUCCGUCACCCUCUUCACUAUUUUUGCCUUCAUCUGCAUGGGGGUGCUGCUGUUCCGCCGCCGGCCGUCUAUCGGCGGAGAGCUGGGCGGCCCUCGGGUCUCACGCCUGCUCACUACGCUCCUCUUUCUGGGUCUGUGGUUCCUCUACAUCCUCUUCUCCAGCCUGGAGGCCUACUGCCAUAUCGAGGGCUUCUGAACAGCUCUGAAAGGGAGAAACGGGGAGCAAACACUUGUUACGACACACACUUAUAUCUACAAACAGGCUUGAUAAACUACAUACAUCAACACAAGUUUGCACACACACACACACUUACAAAACACUUACGAAUCGCUGAAUGCACAUCACUCAGCUUAGAUGAGACCUAGAAGAGAAUCUGAGGUGAAAGACAAAAAGAGAUGGAUGAUGCUGGAGAGAGAUGAAAGGGAAAAAAAGGAAGCAAAGCAUGUAGCAACACAGAGGGCAAAGAUGAGAGCGAUGUACUGUAAAGAGGGAGCGAUGCUGUAAAAUCGUCACACUUCUAUCUUAGGCAGAACUGAGGACUUUUGUUUCACACUGCAGACAUUGUCAUGUAACAGGUAUUCUUAUGGUUCAAGGGCCCAAUAACUAUGAGUAAAGAGAAAUGGUGUCUUCAGAACUCUAGGGACAGCAUUUUAGAUGCUAAUGAAAAUGCACCAGCAGUCGGGCUGCUAGCGAUGCGCAUCGUUCUGUACUAAAGCAGUCAUUUAUGAUUGUUGCUUGUACGAGAUGACUGCAGAGUUCUUGAGUAAAAGCAAGACGGUCUCAAAGCAUGUAAAAUUACAUUAGACACUGCACAGCAGGAUAUGAUGUCAUGUUCUAGGGCUAGGGCUAUUAUUUUAAUAAAUAAUAAUGCAGUCUAGUGUGACUGCACCUAACUUCGAAAUGGUUCCACCCAAGUAAGCCGUUUCACUAAUGUUGCCAAUUCUUCACCUGCUUGAUGUCGGAACUGAGCAAACUUAAAGUAAAAAAUAAUGUAAAGGGAAUGCUAAAUAAUGAAAUAUUUGUUUUGCAAAAAUAUUGUCCAUAAAUAUGUCAAAUUAAGACAAUUUAUCAGUGUACGUGACCAAGCAAUCCAAGACUUUCAAUUGUGCCCUGAACUGACAAAAAUAUGAUGCAUUUUAAUGUUAUUUAUGGUUAAUAAUUAUCUAUCACCAAUAUCUGUAUUUUCUCUUAGUCUCCCUUUUUCAGACACAUUUGUGCCCUACAAUAAAAAAAUACAUAAUAAUUUACGAUCUCAGCAAAACAGCGGCGAAAACAGUCUGGCUUAAGGGGAUAGUUCACACAAAAAGGGGAUAGUUGCUCCAAACCUGUAUGAUAUUUUGAAGUACCGCAUGUUGGUAACCAAACAGUCGUUGGUAGCCAUUGACUUCCAUAGUAUACAAUAGUAUUUGUUUCUAUACUAUGGAAGUCAUUAGCUACCAGCAAAUGUUUGUUUUCCCAACAUUCUUCAAAAUAUUUUAUUUUGUGUUCAACAAAAAAAAGUAAUUGAGGCUAUGUAUAAAACGAUGAUGCAUUUUUAGUCAUGUGACGCAGUCAUGUCAUUGGUACUGGAGGGUGAUUUUUGUGUGAAAUAUCCCUUUAAGACUAGACGAAAGCAGCAGUAGCUCUUGGGCAGAAGAUUUUUUUGAAGAUGGAAUUAGAACGUUAUCUGUUAGAAAAGUUAUCAGAGACUCAAUAUUCUGCUAGAUUAGCCUUCAUCCUCUGAUCGGGUCAGUUUGACUCCAAAUGGCUUUAUUUUUUAAUAAUUGUGUGUUCAUCUGAGUCACACUGAAUCCAGACACUUACAUUUAUUUUUACAUGCAUACAUAUUCUACACCUCAACAAUCCCUCUAAUUCAACGAACAAAACAUCUUAUCACUAUGACUGGGAUCUUCUGAAACGGAACACUGGACAUCAUAAUGUUUUGAAUCUUCGGUUGUUACAUUCAUUCUGAAACGGAACACUGGACAUCAUAAUGUUUUGAAUCUUCAGUUGUUACAUUCAUUGUGUACUUCCUCUGCCUAGAAACAAUGGAACUUCUCUUUUAAAAGUGUCAAUGUAAAGAUUCCACUGGAAACACUCACCGUCAUCUCCAACGGUCAAGCGUCAAGCCACUGGAAUGUACGCAAAACAUAGUAGUGUUCAGAGUAUGCUAGGAAUAAAAGACAUCUCCGUCUAUGCUUGCAGUGGCUGAAUGGGUACUGUCAAAGUAACUCUAAAUACAAGUUUAUUAGAAGAGCAAAUUAUUUGGGUGUCAAGUUUACUACAGUGAAAAACUGAAGCGUGUUUGUGGUCACUCAAUGCAUCCAAUGACUUUACAAGUUCUCAUAAUGAAACACUGAAUCAAAAUGUCAUUGUACAGUUUCUCUCUGCAUUGUGUAAACCUGUCUGGGGCUUCUUGGUCUAGAACAGUUAAGAGCUGCGCAGUGAUUGGUUCUUUAUAAACUCAUUAGCUGGUUAGUCCACUCAUUAUGCGUGGAGCUGAAAGUUGAUUGGUCCCUGACAGAUUCACAAUAAAAUGUUGUUUACUCGUAUAGCACUCAGGAUUGUGUGUAUAUGUACGUUAAGGGGAUUCCAAGCGUUUUUAUGUCAUCAGCUCAUCUGUCCGGUCUGUAGAUGUUUGUGUAGCGCUGUGUGGUGUGUGUACUGUGUUCUCCUGCUAUACUUUAGGGCUGGACUUUUGUCUGUGGUCUAGUCAAUCGAAAUGCAUGAUGGAGUACAUAUUGGCAGAACUAUAACGGCAUGCUUUGACUGAAGACAUGCAUGAAUUUGAAGUUUACAGUGUUUGUUACUAAAAGGGACAACAAUGAUGGCUGCCUAUGUCAGAUCUCUUUUAUAAUAUUUUGGUGAGAGAUCAGUACUUACAGGAAUUGUUCCCCAAAAAAUGAACAUUUUCUAAAAAAAAUGAAUAAAAUAUGCUCACCUUCAGGCCAUCCAAGAUGUAGAUGAGGUUGUUUCUUCAUCAGAUGUGGGGAAAUGUAGCUUUCCAACACUUGCUCACUUGCUCAUGGAUCCUCUGCAGUGAAUGGGUGCCGUCAGAAUGAGAGUCCAAACAGCUGAUAAAAACAUCCCAAUGAUCCACACACCACUCCAGUCCAUCAGUUAAGCAAUGGUGAAAACAAUGGAUUUGUUUCUUACAAAAACUCAGGUUUUCACUUCACAAGAUGUUCACUGAUGGACUGGAGUGCUGUGGAUUAUUGUGAUGUUUUUAUCAGCUGUUUGGACUCUCAUUCUGACGGCACCCAUUCACUGCAGAAUAUUCAUUAGUGAGCAAGUGAUGUGAUGCUACAUUACUCCAAAUCUGUUCUCAUGAACAAGCAAACUCAUCUACAUCUUGGAUGGCCUUAAUAAACAUUCAGCAAAUUUUCAGUUUUGGGUGAACUGUUCCUUUAAUAAACAACAUUUAAUUUAUUUAAGAGCAGAUCUAGAUGUCUUCUUUUCAAGAAUGUCUUGAGUUUAAAAAAAAGGCACUAUUGAUCUGUAUUUUUUCAUGCUUUGCCUCACAUAUUUUUUACACUGAACAAUGUUCACACCUAUGUUAACAGUUGAGAGAGAGAACUAUGCUCUCUGACAUAGAUAUUGUGCUAAUGAUAAAGCAUGAAAUCUUGUUUCAUACAUCAGCAUCAACAUAACCUGGCUUAAACAGACUGUUAAUCACUAGGUAGAAAACGCAUCAGUAGAAACUGGGGAAAAUGUUUCUUGUCUUUAACAGAGAUUUUCAUAUUUGAUAUCUGAAGCCCUGAAAGACGGGGCCAAUCCUAGAUUAGCAGAAUCCUAGAUCCGUUUUGUUCCCAAUUAUUGCCUUAAGAGACUUAUCGAUUAUUUAAUAUUUAACUAAUAACAUUUCAUAAUUGUAUCUGUAUUGUGUUACGUUAGUGUGUUUGUUUUCUCUGAGUGCAACAGAAACCAAAUUGAUUGAGACAAAGUGUGCAAUAUGUGACCCUACCCUGAGCAUCCGGCACAUCAGUAAACCCUUCGGUGAUACUUGGUGCCUAUCCCAAUCCCGUUAAAAACUACAAAGAGAAAGUGCAAUAAAUCUGACAAAUGACAAGAAGAGUCAUAGAGAUUUUCUGAAAGUUGAUGUUUGGUUUUAUCAUCGCUGAUCUUAUGUUUCUGGAGAAUCUGGAGAAAUCACCCAUUGCCCUGAAUGUCAGAUGUUUACUCUUUUUACGACUCUGUUAAUGUCGAAAGCUUUGUAAAACUUUUUGGAAUUUGACUUUGUGACAUUUCCAGUAGGCGAUUUUUCUAUUUCCAAGUGUACUCCAAUGGGUAGGAACCUCAGUAGUUAUUGAUGUAAUAGUUUUUUGAUAACUAUUUCCAAGAUGUUUAGAUAUUCUCAGUAGGUUUACUUGGGUUACAAGAAAUCACUGUAUGUUGUAUGAUAAUUCAGACUCCGUUUGCAGUGUUUACUAAUGCAGCGAAUUCAUCUCUAUGCUGCAUCCUUACAUCUAUCUAUCUGUCUAUCUAUCUAUCUAUCUAUCUAUCUAUCUAUCUAUCUAUCUAUCUAUCUAUCUAUCUAUCAUUUGUUUUUCUAAGGAAUUACAAGUAAUAUGUCUCUGUAAAAAUGUUUCUUGUGCACUGAGCCAAGGCUAUUUUUAUUUAUUAAUUGAUUUACUUUUUAAAAAUGUAACUGAUGAUAACAGAGUUAAAUGCACUGUAGUUGUGACUGUCUCGUCUGUUGACUGUGUGAAGGGCAUGUUCAUUGGGUAAAGGGCCAUCUUGGCUUUUUGCAACACACGUCUUCAUGUUUUCUGGUGAUGAUGUUGCAUUUCUGAUGUCCACCAGCGGCUGGACUGUGUUCAUUACUGUAAAUGUGAAGUUAUACAUGUGCCUCUAAUGUACAAAAUGCAUGAAGUACCCGUUGUACGCAUGAGCUAUUCUCAGUGUCAAUGUUUACAUUUAUAUCCCAUCUUUUUUUUUUUUUACAUGUAUUUUUUUCACCCAAUUCAUUAGAGAUAUUAUAGAUUGGAAUUGGAGGUGGCAAAGAUAACCUAUUGACAAACAGUUUACAUCUGCUUAGAGAAAUGUGAAAAAGAGUUACUACUUUCCAUGUUAUGAAUCUGUCUUGUUGUCCUCACAGUUUUGUAUGUUGUCUGUCUUGCUCCCCGCUUGUUUUUGUGCACUUCUAUCUGUGAUCAAUCUCUUCUGCCUGUUAAAUUACUUUAAUAAUGACUGACUGUCCAAAAUGAUGUGACAAUAAUAUAUAUAAAAUACUGUUAUAAUUCACUAAAAAGUUCAAUUUAAUAUUUUUGUUUGUUUUUUGUUGUUUUUGUUAAUUUUUUUAUGGAAGUAACAUAAAAAGGCAAGACAAAGCUAAAGGCAGAGGAGAUUUGUUUUGAAGAACGUGGCAUGAUGUGUACUGUGUCCCAAGAAGAAAAAAAUUAUGUAGCUGUUAGAGCUCAAGCAGACCUUAUUGAAUAUAGUUUAUUUAUUUUAAACA